This is a messenger RNA of Echinops telfairi (small Madagascar hedgehog), 521 nucleotides long. RefSeq names its product thioredoxin-like. The transcript has a single exon. The coding region runs from base 71 to 388 and encodes 105 amino acids. Gene Ontology annotation, molecular function: protein-disulfide reductase activity. NCBI's taxonomy places the organism in Eukaryota, Metazoa, Chordata, Mammalia, Afrosoricida, Tenrecidae. The record is from RefSeq and is a predicted model, not a curated record.
CAAGCUCGGUCCGGUGCCCUGUUCCGUUCCUCUUGUGACCCCGGUCGCUCGUCCCAGCCCAACAGUCAAUAUGGUGAAGCAGAUCGAUAGCAAGGAAGAUUUUCAGGCAGCCCUGAAGAGUGCUGGAGAGAAGCUUGUAGUGGUUAACUUCUCAGCCACAUGGUGUGGGCCCUGCAAAAUGAUCAAGCCUUUCUAUCAUUCCCUCUGUGAAAAGUAUGGCAAUGCGGUCUUCCUUGAAGUUGAUGUGGAUGACUGCCAGGAUGUUGCUUCAGAGUGUGAAGUCAAAUGCAUGCCAAUAUUUCAGUCUUAUAAAAAGGGACAAAAGGUGGGUGAAUUUUCUGGCGCAAAUAAGAAAAAACUUGAAGCUACCAUUAACGAGUUAAGUUAAUUAUGCUUCCUGAAAAUGUAACCAGCCAUCAGCUGUGUAAACCUUUUUGUAUUUACAAGAAAGAAGAAUCAAGUAUGAAGACUAUAUACCCAGCUACCAUCUGAUUAUAAAUGACAAUAAAAUAUUAAUUCUA